This is a messenger RNA of Anopheles bellator, 597 nucleotides long. RefSeq names its product dynein axonemal light chain 1-like. NCBI's taxonomy places the organism in Eukaryota, Metazoa, Arthropoda, Insecta, Diptera, Culicidae. Gene Ontology annotation, molecular function: protein kinase binding. The coding region runs from base 1 to 597 and encodes 198 amino acids. Gene Ontology annotation, cellular component: cytoplasm. The record is from RefSeq and is a predicted model, not a curated record. The transcript is spliced from 2 exons.
AUGGCGAAAGCGACCACCAUCAAGGAGGCUCUGAAAAGAAUGGAGGAUCGCACGAAAACCAACUCGUGCGAUGAGAAAGAAAUCGACCUCUGCUUUCAGUGGCCACCGAUUGAAAAGAUGGACACUAGUUUCUCCACACUCAUCGCAUGCCAGAAGCUAUCACUCUCAACGAACAUGAUCGAUAAGAUCUACGGUUUGAGCGGAAUGAAAAAUCUGCGCAUCCUCUCACUUGGCCGGAACUACAUUAAAGCCAUAUCGGGCCUGGAAGGCGUAAGCGACACGCUGGAAGAACUCUGGAUCAGCUACAAUCUGGUUGAGAAGUUGAAAGGCAUUAGUGUGCUGAAACGGUUAAAGGUGCUGUACAUGAGCAACAAUCAAGUCAAGGAUUGGAUUGAAUUUAAUCGUUUGGCCGAUUUACCGAUGCUGGAAGACUUGCUGUUCGCGGGCAACCCUCUCGUGGAGUCAAUGGAGGAAAGCAUCUGGCGGGCGGAGGCCAGCAAGCGGUUGUUGUCGCUGAAGAAGCUCGACGGCGAAACGGUUAUAAGAGAGGAAGCGGAAAACGCAAACCAACAGGGGGGCGGUGUAUCGGAGAAGUAG